GGCCGGCCCGCGGCCGCCGGGAUGGCGACUCCGAGAGUGUUCCCGCUCUCCUGCGUCGCGCAGCAGUACGCCUGGGGCAAGAAGGGCUCGGCCAGCGCGGUGGCCCGCCUGCUGGCCGGCAAUGACCCGCUGGCCCGGAUCGCCGAGGACCAGCCCUACGCCGAGCUGUGGAUGGGGACGCACCCCCGGGGCGAUGCCAAGGUCCUGGACAACCGCGUCCCGCAGCAAACCCUGGGCCAGUGGAUCGCCGAGAACCCGGACGGCCUGGGCUCCAAGGUCAAAGACGCCUUCCGCGGCCAGCUUCCCUUCCUCUUCAAGGUGCUCUCGGUGGAGACGGCGCUGUCCAUCCAGGCCCACCCCAACAAGGACCUGGCAGAGAAGCUGCACCGCCAGGCUCCGCAGCACUACCCCGACGCCAACCACAAGCCCGAGAUGGCCAUUGCCCUCACCCCCUUCCAGGGCCUGUGCGGCUUCCGGCCGGCGGAGGAGAUCGCGGCCUUUCUGCAGACGGUGCCCGAGCUCCGGGUCCUGGUCGGAGAGGAGGCGGCGGCGCAGCUGAGGCGGAGCGCGGGCGGCGACCCCCCGGCGGCGGCCUCGGCCCUGCGCGGCUGCUUCUCCAACCUCAUGCGGAGCGAGAGGGCGGCGGUGGCGGAGCAGCUGCGGCGGCUGGUGGAGAGGCUCUCCGGGGAGGCGGCGGCGGGCGGCGGCGCGGAGGACGCGUGCGCGGAGCUGCUGCUGCGGCUGCACGGCCAGCACCCCGGCGACAUCGGCUGCUUCGCCGUCUACUUCCUGAACCUGCUCACGCUGCAGCCCGGCCAGGCCAUGUUCCUCGACGCCAACGUGCCGCACGCCUACCUGCGGGGCGACUGCGUGGAGUGCAUGGCGUGCUCCGACAACACGGUGCGCGCCGGCCUGACGCCCAAGUUCCUGGACGUGCCCACGCUGUGCGAGAUGCUCGACUACGCGCCCGGCCCCGCCCGCGCCCGGCUCUUCCCGCCCGCGCCCAGCCCCGACGACCCCUACCUGGCCGUCUACGACCCGCCCGUGCCCGACUUCACCGUCCUGAAGGCCGAGGUCCCCGGCUCGGUGCCCCGGUACGAGCUCCCCGCGGUGGACUCGGCCAGCAUCGUCCUGGUGGUGCGCGGCGCGGCGGCCGCCCGCUCCCCCGCCGCCCCGGCCGCGCUGCCCCUGCAGCCGGGCUCCGUGCUCUUCGUGGCCGCCCGCGAGCGCGUCUCCCUGGAGCUCGCGGACGCCCAGGACCUGCUGCUGUUCCGGGCCUGCUGCCUGCUGUAGCGGCCGCGCCCGCCGGACCCCCGCGCGCGCCCCGCCCGGGGGGACUGGG
Molecule: messenger RNA, 1342 nt
Organism: Perognathus longimembris pacificus (Pacific pocket mouse)
Lineage: Eukaryota; Metazoa; Chordata; Mammalia; Rodentia; Heteromyidae
Gene: Mpi
Product: mannose phosphate isomerase
Biological process (GO): carbohydrate metabolic process; GDP-mannose biosynthetic process
Cellular component (GO): cytosol
Molecular function (GO): mannose-6-phosphate isomerase activity; zinc ion binding
Source: RefSeq, a predicted model, not a curated record